GUCUCUUACCGACAAGGAACAUUCACCUACAAAAAUUGUGCCCACCGGAGCUGAAGCGACCCCCCCUCGACGGUCCUGUCUGAAGACGGCCGGGUAAAGAUCAAGAGAUCGGCAUGCUCUGCACUCUCUCCGCCAGGAUUGCCAUUGAUUCGGGACAACGUUGUCCGGCCUCUCUGACCGCAGGCAUGUAUAUCAUCCCACAUAGACGACGCUUCCGUCUGCAAUGGUAUCGCGUUAACUACCAUACUUUCAUGUCACGAGACUUUUCGGAUCAACCAAUAUGAGGUCUGCUCCCAUCCCUGCUCUACUUCUUACAGCCCGCCUCAUUGGAGCUCAGCCUACUCAUGCUGCGAACCAUACUGGUGCUUUCUGUCUUGAGAUACCCAAAACUGCAUCUGGAGCAUCAAUUGAACACGAUCCAUCUUUCGCAUCUUUCUCAUUCGAGCCUGCCUUCUGGGUAGAGUUCUUUGGCAAUUCAAGCACGCCGAACCAAUUGGCCUUCAACCUUCUCAAUCGUAUCGUCGACCAUGGUGGUCAACCAACUAUUCGGCCGGGUGGAAUUACGAUGGACUCUAUGAUCUUCAACGUAUCAGCAGGUGACCCUGUGCGUACCACGAAUCUCAAGGGUGGUGUUUAUCGGACGACAGUGGGACCUGCCUACUAUGAGAGCUGGUCCAACUUCCCUGAUGGCACCAAAUUUGUCUCUACCUUGAACUUUGGCAACGAUUCACUCGACAUUGCUCGAGAUAUGGCAGUCGCCUCCGUGAAAUACGCAAGCAAUGACAGCAUCAGCUUCUUUGAGCUUGGUAACGAGCCAACAAACUAUCCGAGUUCGCGAUGGAAAAAUAGCACUCGAGCCUAUGUCCAGGAAUGGCAGAACUGGACGGCUCAGAUCGAUGCAGCCGUGAACUCGACCUUGGGUAACGACGCAGCACUCGAUUUUGGUCGUGAGCGCUGGUGGGCGUCGUCGGCAACAACGGAUCAAAGCGGUCUGGAAGUUCGUCCAGCUGCUCUGAUUCCUGCUGGUAUCGAUUCUAACAAUCAGGUGGCCGACUAUUCCAUUCACUCAUACCCAUUCUCGACCUGCGAUCCAGCCAGAGCUGUGUUGGCGACGACUCAGAAUAUCUUGAAUCAGACCGAGCUUGAACGAUAUGCGGACGAGGAGAUAUAUCCUUCGGCCAAGGCUGCGCUCGAUGCUGGCAGCCGGUGGAUCAUUGGAGAAUUCAAUUCCAUCUCUUGCUCCGGAAAUCCUAACGUCUCGGACACUUUCGCGCAAGCCUUGUGGGUUAUCCAAAGCGAAUUGAUAUAUGCUGCACGCAAUGCCUCUGCUGUUUACCUGCACCAGGGAGCAGCCUUGGUGUUCCAAAGCAGUCAACAGGUCAACUCUGCGGGCCAAGACGGUUCCCCUGGCUAUUCGACCUACGACAUGUUUUAUCCUCGCGAUAGUGACAAGCGUGGUCCAGCAAGAGUGUUGCCUAGCUUCUCCAGUCAGCUCUUUAUGGCUGAAGCAUUUGCGAUGCCUAACACUCGUAUCCGUCAGAUUGAGACACCUCUGGGUGUAGAUAAGGACUACUUCUCAGCAUACGCGUUCUACGCUAAAAACAAACUCAACAAGCUGGCUAUCGUCAACUCCAAGCCAUACUACGCUAAUUCGACGAGUGACUUCUCUGUGGCGCUAGACAUCUCUAGUUACGCGCAUCCGAAGAAGGGUACAAGAGCAUGGUUGAAAAGACUGACAGCUCCUCAUGUCGAUGAAGGGAACGCCAAUAGGACCACUUGGGCAGGUCAAUCAUUCCCUCAGGGCAACGUGGUGGGAGACCUCGCCGUAGAGGAAGUCGGCCAUGAUGGUAUUGUCCAUGUCAGGGGUAGCGAGGCAGUACUCGUUUUCUUUAACAAAAGAGAUGUAAGUAUGGGUGCUUGCUGAUUGUCUGCGCUUGGGUGUGCCUUGUGUGCAGAUAUUCAUAUUCGCGUACAAUGACCCCUCAAGUACGUACGGCCACAGUCAGCUGAAAACUGGGCAUCCCGUCCGCUCUGCCAUACAUAAGCAGUUGAACGGCAGAUUAGUACUACGGUGGGUGACCACGUGGGAAUCCCUGCUGCUGUACGUUUUGUUUUGGUAUCCCAAUUUAGCAGCAAAGCGUUCUGUCUCUCCUUACGAUGUGCCUUUUGUAGUUUUUGAACUGCUUUU
This is a messenger RNA of Aureobasidium subglaciale EXF-2481, 2188 nucleotides long. RefSeq names its product glycoside hydrolase family 79 protein. The record is from RefSeq and is a predicted model, not a curated record. Lineage: Eukaryota; Fungi; Ascomycota; Dothideomycetes; Dothideales; Saccotheciaceae. The transcript has a single exon. Bases 281 to 1924 code for a protein of 547 amino acids.